This is a messenger RNA of Lampris incognitus (smalleye Pacific opah), 5903 nucleotides long. Its product is annotated as myosin heavy chain, fast skeletal muscle-like. NCBI's taxonomy places the organism in Eukaryota, Metazoa, Chordata, Actinopteri, Lampriformes, Lampridae. The coding region runs from base 1 to 5811 and encodes 1936 amino acids. Gene Ontology annotation, cellular component: myosin complex. The transcript has 39 exons. Gene Ontology annotation, molecular function: cytoskeletal motor activity; actin filament binding; ATP binding. The record is from RefSeq and is a predicted model, not a curated record.
AUGAGUACGGACGCGGAGAUGGCCGUUUAUGGCAAGGCUGCCAUUUAUCUCCGUAAGCCUGAGAAAGAGAGGCUUGAGGCUCAAAGCAAACCUUUUGAUGCCAAAACUGCUGCAUAUGUGACUGAUGUUAAGGAGCUGUACCUCAAAUGUACAAUCCUGAAGAGAGACGGUGGCAAAGUCACCGUUAAAGUGCUUGACACCCAGGACGAGAAAACGGUUAAGGAGGAUGAUGUGACCCCAAUGAACCCUCCCAAGUUCGACAAAAUUGAGGACAUGGCCAUGAUGACCCAUCUCAAUGAAGCUUCUGUGCUGUAUAACCUCAAAGAGCGUUAUGCCGCAUGGAUGAUUUACACCUACUCUGGGCUCUUCUGUGCCACCGUGAACCCCUACAAGUGGCUCCCGGUGUACGAUUCUGAGGUUGUUAAUGCCUACAGAGGCAAAAAACGUAUGGAGGCUCCACCCCAUAUCUUCUCUGUCUCUGACAAUGCCUAUCAGAACAUGCUUACUGACAGGGAGAACCAGUCUAUCUUGAUCACUGGAGAAUCUGGUGCUGGAAAGACUGUGAACACUAAGCGUGUCAUUCAGUACUUUGCCACAAUCUCUGUGGGUGGAGACAAGAAGAAGGACCAAACUUCUGGGAAGAUGCAGGGCUCACUGGAGGAUCAGAUUAUUGCAGCCAAUCCCUUGCUGGAGGCCUACGGUAAUGCCAAGACUGUGAGGAAUGACAACUCCUCUCGCUUUGGUAAAUUCAUCAGAAUCCAUUUUGGCACUUCUGGUAAACUGGCUAGUGCUGAUAUUGAGACCUAUCUGCUGGAGAAGUCCAGAGUGACAUUCCAGCUUCCAGAUGAGAGAGGCUACCACAUCUUCUACCAGAUGAUGACCAACCACAAACCUGAGCUGAUUGAAAUGACGCUCAUCACCACCAACCCAUAUGAUUUCCCCAUGUGCAGCCAGGGUCAGAUCAGUGUGGCUAGCAUUGAUGACAAAGAAGAGUUGGUUGCUACUGAUACAGCCAUUGAUAUCCUGGGCUUCACCCAUGAUGAGAAGAUGUACAUCUAUAAGCUGACAGGUGCUGUGCUUCACCAUGGUAACAUGAAGUUCAAGCAGAAGCAGCGUGAGGAGCAGGCUGAGCCAGAUGGCAAUGAGGAUGCUGACAAGAUUGCUUAUCUGCUGGGCCUUAACUCUGCUGACAUGCUGAAGGCUCUGUGCUACCCCAGGGUAAAGGUGGGAAAUGAGUAUGUCACAAAAGGACAGACUGUGGCUCAGGUUCAUAACUCAGUGAGUGCCUUGGCUAAGUCUAUCUAUGAGAGGAUGUUCUUGUGGAUGGUCAUCCGUAUCAACCAGAUGCUGGAUACCAAGCAAGCAAGGCAGUUCUUCAUUGGGGUCCUGGACAUUGCUGGUUUUGAGAUCUUUGAUUUCAACAGCAUGGAGCAACUGUGCAUCAACUUCACCAAUGAGAAGCUGCAGCAGUUCUUCAAUCACCAUAUGUUUGUUCUGGAGCAAGAAGAGUACAAGAAGGAGGGUAUCAUCUGGGAGUUUAUUGACUUUGGCAUGGACUUAGCUGCCUGUAUUGAGCUUAUUGAGAAGCCCAUGGGUAUCUUUUCCAUCCUUGAAGAGGAGUGCAUGUUCCCCAAGGCUUCAGACAUAACCUUCAAAAACAAACUGUAUGACCAGCAUCUUGGAAAAACCAAAGCUUUUGAAAAGCCAAAACCUGCCAAGGGCAAGGCUGAGGCCGACUUCUCUCUGGUGCACUAUGCUGGGACUGUGGACUACAAUGUCAGGGGGUGGCUGGACAAGAAUAAGGAUCCUCUGAAUGACUCGGUUGUGCAGCUGUAUCAGAAGUCUGGAGUUAAAUUGCUGCCCGUUUUGUAUCCCCCUGUUGUUGAAGAGGUUGGAGGUAGCAAGGGAGGCAAGAAGAAGAAGGGUGGUUCUAUGCAGACUGUGUCUUCACAGUUCAGGGAAAACUUGGGAAAGCUGAUGACUAACUUGAGGAGCACCCAUCCUCACUUUGUGCGUUGCCUGAUCCCCAACGAGUCAAAAACUCCAGGUCUGAUGGAGAACUUCUUGGUUAUCCACCAGCUGAGGUGUAACGGUGUACUGGAGGGUAUCAGAAUUUGCAGAAAAGGUUUCCCCAGCCGAAUCCUUUAUGGUGACUUCAAGCAGAGGUACAAAGUGCUGAACGCCAGUGUUAUCCCUGAGGGGCAGUUCAUUGACAACAAGAAGGCUUCUGAGAAGCUUCUUGGGUCAAUUGAUGUUGAUCACGAGCAGUACAAGUUUGGACAUACCAAGGUGUUCUUCAAAGCUGGUCUGCUGGGUACUCUUGAGGAGAUGCGAGAUGAGAAGCUUGCUAAACUGGUCACCAUGACUCAGGCCCUCUGCCGUGGUUACCUGAUGAGAAAGGAGUUUGUUAAAAUGAUGGAGCGGAGGGAAGCCAUUUACACCAUCCAGUACAACGUCCGUUCUUUCAUGAAUGUCAAACACUGGCCAUGGAUGAAGGUGUACUACAAGAUCAAGCCUCUUUUGAAGACUGCUGAAACUGAGAAGGAGCUUGCCAAUAUGAAGGAGAACUAUGACAAAAUGAAAUCAGACCUGGCUACUGCUCUGGCCAAGAAGAAAGAACUGGAAGAGAAGAUGGUUUCUAUUGUGCAAGAGAAGAAUGACCUGCAGCUACAAGUGGCAUCUGAAUCAGAGAAUCUGUCAGAUGCUGAGGAGAGAUGUGAAGGACUUAUCAAGAGCAAGAUCCAACUGGAGGCUAAACUCAAAGACACAACCGAGAGGCUGGAGGAUGAGGAGGAAAUUAAUGCUGAGCUGACUGCCAAGAAGAGGAAGUUGGAGGAUGAAUGCUCUGAGCUUAAGAAAGACAUUGAUGACCUGGAGCUUACCUUGGCCAAAGUGGAGAAGGAGAAACAUGCCACCGAGAACAAGGUGAAGAACCUCACUGAGGAGAUGGCCUCUCAGGAUGAAAGCAUUGCUAAGCUGACAAAGGAGAAGAAAGCCCUUCAAGAGGCACAUCAACAGACUCUUGAUGAUCUGCAGGCAGAAGAAGAUAAAGUCAAUACGUUGACCAAAUCCAAAACCAAGCUUGAGCAGCAAGUGGAUGAUCUUGAAGGUUCUCUGGAGCAAGAGAAGAAACUCCGCAUGGACCUUGAGAGAGCCAAGAGAAAGCUCGAGGGUGAUCUGAAACUGGCUCAAGAAUCUAUCAUGGACCUUGAGAAUGACAAACAGCAGUCUGAUGAGAAACUGAAGAAGAAGGACUUUGAGACAAGCCAGCUUCUGAGUAAGAUUGAGGAUGAACAAUCUUUGGGUGCUCAACUACAGAAGAAAAUCAAGGAGCUCCAGGCUCGUAUUGAGGAACUGGAGGAAGAAAUUGAGGCUGAGCGUUCUGCUCGUGCCAAGGUUGAAAAACAGAGAGCUGACCUCUCCAGGGAACUUGAAGAGAUCAGUGAGAGACUUGAGGAGGCUGGAGGAGCCACUGCUGCUCAGAUUGAGAUGAACAAGAAGCGUGAAGCUGAGUUGCAGAAGCUGCGUCGUGACCUUGAGGAGUCCACUUUGCAACAUGAAGCAACUGCGGCUGCACUCCGCAAGAAGCAGGCUGACAGUGUUGCAGAGCUGGGAGAGCAGAUUGACAACCUGCAGCGUGUCAAGCAGAAGCUUGAGAAAGAGAAGAGUGAAUACAAGAUGGAGAUCGAUGACCUCUCCAGCAACAUGGAGGCUGUUGCAAAGACCAAGGGAAAUCUUGAAAAGAUGUGCCGCACACUUGAAGACCAGCUUAGUGAACUCAAAGCUAAGCAUGAUGAGACUGUUCGCCAGAUAAAUGAUAUAAGCAGUCAGAGGGCAAGGCUGAUGACAGAGAAUGGUGAGUUUGGUCGUCAGCUUGAAGAGAAAGAGGCUCUGGUCUCCCAGCUGACCCGAGGAAAACAGGCCUUCACACAGCAGAUUGAAGAGUUUAAGAGACAGGUCGAGGAGGAGGUUAAGGCCAAGAAUGCUCUUGCCCAUGGUGUGCAAUCUGCUCGCCAUGACUGUGAUCUUCUGAGGGAGCAGUUUGAAGAGGAGCAGGAGGCCAAGGCUGAGCUGCAGCGUGGAAUGUCUAAGGCUAACAGUGAAGUGGCCCAGUGGAGAACCAAGUAUGAAACUGAUGCUAUCCAGCGCACUGAGGAGCUGGAGGAGUCUAAGAAAAAGCUUGCCCAGCGUCUCCAGGAGGCUGAGGAGCAGAUCGAGGCUGUGAAUUCCAAGUGUGCCUCUCUGGAGAAGACCAAACAGAGACUCCAGAGUGAAGUGGAGGACCUCAUGAUUGAUGUGGAGAGAGCAAAUGGUCUUGCUGCAAACCUUGACAAAAAGCAGAGAAACUUUGAUAAGGUCUUGGCAGAAUGGAAACAGAAAUAUGAAGAGGGUCAGGCAGAGCUUGAAGGAGCUCAGAAAGAGGCUCGGUCUCUCAGCACUGAGCUGUUCAAGAUGAAGAACUCCUAUGAGGAGGCUCUUGACCAGCUGGAGACCAUGAAGCGUGAGAACAAGAACCUGCAACAGGAGAUCUCAGAUCUGACUGAGCAGAUUGGUGAGACUGGAAAGAGCAUCCAUGAGCUGGAAAAAUCCAAGAAGCAGGCUGAGACAGAAAAGUCUGAGAUCCAGACAGCUCUUGAGGAGGCUGAGGGAACCCUGGAACAUGAAGAGUCCAAGAUUCUGCGUGUCCAGCUGGAACUCAACCAAAUUAAGGGUGAGGUUGACAGGAAACUGGCGGAGAAGGAUGAGGAGAUGGAGCAAAUCAAGAGGAACAGCCAGAGGGUGGUUGACUCCAUGCAGAGCACUCUGGACUCUGAGGUCAGGAGCAGGAAUGAUGCCCUGAGAAUUAAGAAGAAGAUGGAGGGAGACCUGAAUGAGAUGGAGAUUCAGCUGAGCCAUGCUAACCGCCAGGCUGCUGAGGCUCAGAAGCAGCUGAGGAAUGUUCAAGGACAAUUUAAGGAUGCCCAGUUGCACCUUGAUGAUGCUGUCAGAGCACAGGAGGAUCUGAAGGAGCAGGCUGCCAUGGUGGACCGUAGAAAUGGUCUCAUGGUGGCUGAAAUUGAGGAGCUGAGGGCUGCUCUGGAACAGACAGAGAGAGGCCGCAAAGUGGCUGAACAAGAGCUGGUGGAUGCUAGUGAACGUGUUGGUCUGUUACACUCUCAGAAUACAAGCCUUCUGAACACAAAGAAGAAGCUUGAGGCUGAACUCAUUCAGGUCCAAAGUGAAGUGGAUGACACUGUUCAGGAAGCCAGAAAUGCAGAGGAGAAGGCUAAGAAGGCCAUCACUGAUGCUGCUAUGAUGGCGGAGGAGCUGAAGAAAGAGCAGGAUACAAGUGCUCACCUAGAGAGGAUGAAGAAGAACCUGGAGGUCACUGUCAAGGACCUGCAGCAUCGUCUAGAUGAGGCUGAGAACCUGGCCAUGAAGGGUGGCAAGAAGCAACUCCAGAAACUGGAAUCUAGGGUGCGUGAGCUGGAAACAGAAGUUGAGGCUGAACAGAGACGUGGAGGAGAUGCUGUUAAGGGUGUUCGCAAAUAUGAGAGGAGGGUGAAGGAACUUACAUACCAGACUGAGGAGGACAAAAAGAAUGUCAGUAGGCUGCAGGAUCUAGUAGACAAACUUCAGUUGAAAGUGAAGUCCUACAAGAGGCAGGCUGAGGAAGCGGAGGAACAGGCAAACUCUUACCUGUCCAAGUGCAGGAAGAUUCAGCAUGAACUGGAGGAGGCUGAGGAACGUGCUGACAUCUCUGAGUCUCAAGUCAACAAACUGAGAGCUAAGAGUCGGGACUCUGGCAAGGGAAAACAGGCUGCUGAAUAGAUUUGCUGACUUUCUCUAUUUUAUGCCUCUUCUUAUGAAGAAUUCAUAAAAUAUGAAUUCUUUGUUGUCAAUAAAUGUUGCUGCUAAAAUUA